AUGUUUUCCGAAGGCAAGUUCAUGGUGCAGAUGCUUUACAAUUAUGUUAAGUUUUUAACUGAGCGACGGUUAAUUGGUCGAACGAUCAACGACAAAGAAGCCCACCCCAAAGAGUGCAAGUUAAAAACGAACCAAAAUUCGCAACAAUUAGUCAUGUGUUUAAGAACUAUUGUAACAUACGUGAAGUUUAUCCUCGAAGAACAGUUAACGGCUCUAUGGCCACCGCGUGACGGACCCAUUGUGCGCGUGAAACAAGGCGCAGUGCGCGGAGCGACCGGAACUCUACCGAAUGGUCGCCCGUAUCACUACUUCAAAGGCAUUCCGUAUGCCGAAGCUCCCAUUGGGAAGCUGCGCUUCCAACCACCCGUUCCGUUGCAGUCGUUUGCGCAACCCGUGCUCGAUUGUUAUGUGGAUCGCGAUGAGUUUAUUCAGCAAGCAGUUUUUAUAAGUGUUCUUCGGGGUUCGGAGACUCAACUUCAUUUGAGUGUGUACACACCGUCACUUCCGACCGGAUAUGCAGUGGAAGAAAAUCCGAAAAAGCUACCGGUGAUGGUCUGGAUUCAUGGUGGCGGGUUCAAUACCGGAACCGUUAAAUGUUUCCUGUAUGAUCCGGCGUAUUUUCUCGAACAAGGUGUUUUAUUUGUGGCGAUGACUUACCGGCUUGGUGCUUUAGGAUUUCUCAGUAUACCAAGCAUGGGUAUUGAAGGAAAUGCAGGUCUAAAGGAUCAAGCGCUCGCGUUCAGGUGGGUGUACGAAAAUAUUUCCCAAUUCGGUGGGGAUCCAGAAAAUAUUACAAUAUUUGGUGAAAGUGCCGGAAGUAUGUCAGCCUAUCUUCACUAUUUAUCACCAAAUUCAAGAAAAUAUUUUCAACGAGUUAUUUGUCAAAGUGGAGUCACCUGUUCGGAAACGUUCUUUCAAAGCAAUGCAAGUGAAGAAGCUAGGAAGCUGGCGAUGUCUCUCGGUUGCAAGGGUGAUUCCGAUGAGGAAGUAUUAGAUACCUUACUGAAGGCCCCAGCCUGUCAGCUGACAGGCCAACAAAACAGCGGACGGGCCAACGCGCGAUCGACGGAUCUGGUGCUGAAGUUAUGCUUUCGUCCGGUGAUCGAGCGGUUCGAAACGACCGACAGCAUCAUCACGAAACCGCCGGUAGAGAUCCUUCAGGAUUACAACACUUUGCGGAUGCCUUUCAUGAAUGGAUGCACAAGCAGAGAAGGCAUCCUGUCGACUACCAUGAUGGGGCAACAUUGGGAUCGGUUGAAUCAUGAGCCAAGUUGGUUUGUGCCGAAGUUUAUGAACAAUUUACGAGUAAAGGAUCGAUCAGAGCUCGGACGGAAGAUACAGAAAUUCUAUUUUGGUGAUAGACGAAUCGAUAUGAGUGUGGUACAGGAGAUGUGUGAUUACAAAUCGGAUACGACGUUUCUAAUCGAUUCGAUUGUAAAUGCUGAGUGGAUGGCCAAACAUCAGCCCCAAGUUCGCCACUUUCACUAUCGGUUUUCUUAUAAUGGACGUUAUAAUUUUGGAAAAUUAUGCCUCAACUUGGGACACCUAGAAGGAGCCUCUCACACUGAUGAAUUGUUUUACAUGUAUAAAUCGGGCUUUCUUCCUAAGUUAGAAGAAAAAUGUGACGAAGUGACGGUCAGGCAGAAUAUGAUUAAACUGUGGACAAAUUUUGCAAAGUUUGGUGAUCCAACACCCGACGAAGAUGAUUCAAUAUCAUUUAAGUGGCUUCCAAUUAAAUCUUCGAAACGGACAGCGGGAAACUUCAACCUUGAUUGUCUCGAAAUAGGUCUGCAGCCCCGGAUGGUUCGAAACCCUUGCAAUGAACGGCUAAACUUUUGGCGACGAACGCUGAAGCAGCAUUGCGAAACCAUGUUACGAUAG
Sabethes cyaneus is the source of this 1881-nucleotide messenger RNA. Its product is annotated as esterase B1-like. The transcript is spliced from 5 exons. The coding region runs from base 1 to 1881 and encodes 626 amino acids. The record is from RefSeq and is a predicted model, not a curated record. Lineage: Eukaryota; Metazoa; Arthropoda; Insecta; Diptera; Culicidae.